AUUCGGUGUCGCCGAUUGAUGACGUCAGUGUGUGUAGGAGUUUACGAACGCCAUGGCGGCUCAUGCUAGCGAGCUAGAGAUUGCAAAGAAAAAUUUAACUGACGCGAUCGGCGACAAUGUCAAACAUUACUGGGCAAACCUGAAGCUGUGGUUCAAACAGAAGAUCAGCAAGGAGGAGUUUGACGUCGAGGCCCGUCGUCUGUUGGCUCAGGAGAAUGUCCACGUUCACAAUGAUUUCCUCCUGGCCAUCCUCACACGCUGCCAGAUCAUCGUCUCCACGCCAGAGGGCACUGGACCAUUACAGUGGCAGGGCGGCUCUGCUUCAAAGCCUGGCAAACCAAAAGGAAAGAAGAAAUGCUCCUCUCGACAGAAAUUUGAUCAUCGUUUCCAGCCCCAGAACCCUCUGAGCGCUGCCCAGCCCUUCAGCCCUCGAGAGGCGGGAGGCGAGGAGGAGGAGCUGCGUCUCAGCGCCCACACCCUGCUGCUGCCCACGCGGGGCCAGCUGGAGGCCCGCAUGAUGGUGACGGCGUUCGAGCUGGGCCUAGACAACAUCACAGACGAUUCCGUCAGCUCAAUGAUCUACGCCGUCGAGCACCACCUGAAAGAUGUGCUGACCGCUGUCAUCACCCGGAGGAAGGCGUAUCGCCUGCGGGACGGUCAUUUCCCUUACGCCUUUGGCAGCGAUGUCACGCCACAGCCUUAUCUGAAAAACAGCCUCGCUGCUUACCACAGUGUUGCUGAAUGUCCUCCUCCAAGUGCGUCUCUCCCCGCUGGCCCACCACCUCAGGUGUCACCCGAUGAGGCUGAGCAACAAGCCGUCCACUUAUUGGCUUGUUCGGCUGACAGUCUCCCUGCGUCGCUCUCUCCAAUCAACCUGUUUGAUCUCCUGGAGGCAUUACAGGUUCACCAUGGUGUGAUGCCCUCCCACACCAUGUACGCCCUCAACAUGGAGCGCAUCCUGUCGCGGCUCUGGCACCCGAGCCACGAAGAGCUGGAACAAGACCACGUGCAUCGGCAACGCCUUGCCGCGAAGGAGGGCUGAGAACCAACGGACACGGGGACUGUAUAUAAACGGUGGGAUAUCAUCAAGAGACAAACAAAAAAAAAGUAAUUCUCAAAACGAGAAUGGAGGGGCAACAACAUGUUCACAAAAACUCAUAAGACCUGGAAAAUUGCUCAUCAAGUUGCACAGAAAAAGGAUGAGUGCAGCGGGAUGAAAAAUAAAAUAUUUGGACGGUGGACACAGAGUGAGCAGGCAGCAUCAGCAAUUUUGGCAGUCGACCAGCCACCACUUUCACUUUCUUGUCAUACAGUGAGAAACGUAUUUGUGCGGAUAUAAUAUUUGUGUUUAAUUUUACAGCAGCUAUGAGCACCGGACAAGAAAAUAUGCUCCCGGCCCAGUUUGCACAGCGUGAGUGGUUUUUUUUGUUAAGCCUGAAAUGAAACUUUGCUGCGUUACAGUUCAUCUUGUUCCCUUUGACAGACACAGAUAUGCACCACAACUGUUGAUAAAAAAAAAAACUUCUUCCCUGGAAUAAAACAUUACAGCCCUUAUCUAAUCAUAAAGCAUUCUGUACAUGAGCAGGUCAGAAUAUAUUGCACGUAGGACAAAAAAAAAUUUGGAUGAUUAGAUCUCAUGUCAGGCUCAAGUUUGGGGCAAUGCCCUGAUGAUCGUUAGGUCUAAUUUAAUAAGAUUUGAUCGAUAAAGAUGGAAAUAGUCAAAGAUCAAAUGGUCCGUUCAGCACAGUUUGUUUAGUAUCCUGUGGUUCUGUGUCACAGUUUUCCCUACAACCUUUACUUUCUUUCUUUUUUUUCUACACAAAGCUUGUUUGCUAUGAAUUAAUUUUACAAACUGUAUACUUGGUAAAAAAAAUAAAUGAAAAUUGAUAUUUUUUUUAAUUCAAAAUA
Molecule: messenger RNA, 1908 nt
Organism: Scophthalmus maximus (turbot)
Lineage: Eukaryota; Metazoa; Chordata; Actinopteri; Pleuronectiformes; Scophthalmidae
Gene: tada1
Product: transcriptional adaptor 1
Exons: 8
Coding region: 53-1042 (329 amino acids)
Biological process (GO): regulation of transcription by RNA polymerase II
Cellular component (GO): SAGA complex
Molecular function (GO): transcription coactivator activity
Source: RefSeq, a predicted model, not a curated record